ACCAUAUUUCUGUGUCCAUUUUCUUCAAAUCAAUUUUUAUUUUAUUUUAUCACUACUAUAUACAAUGGAUACAAAUAGAGUCACAUAUGAAAUAUUUUCUAGCCUUGAGAAAAAAUGGUUGGCACAUUACGAAAACAGUAGUACAAAAACACGAGUUCUUAGCAUAGAUGGUGGUGGAACAACCGGCAUUGUGUCGGGUGCCUCUUUGAUUCACUUAGAAGACCAAAUUCAAGCGAAAACCGGUGACUCGAAUGCUCGAAUCAUCGAUUUUUUCGAUAUCGUUGCUGGCACAGGAAUCGGGGCUUUUUUCGCUGUAAUGCUGAAUGUUGAUGAUGGAAACGGUCGACCUUUGUUUAAUGCUCGUGAAGUUGUUAAGUUUUUGGACGAAAAUCGUAAGAAAAUGUACAAGGUUAAAAACGUUGGGUUUUUAAGAAGGAAAAAAAUGUUUUCGAGUACUAGUAUGGAAAAAGUUUUGAAAAAUGUGUUGAGUAGAGAAAAUGGUCAUAUUUUGACACUAAAAGAUAUGUGCAAACCGAUACUUAUACCGUGUUUCGAUCUCAAUAGUUCGGCGCCUUUUGUUUUUUCUAGAGCGGAUGCUUUAGAGUCAGAUAGUUACGAUUUUGACCUUUGGAAAGUAAUUCGAGCCACAUCGGGUGAUCCAUCGAUGUUCAAGCCGUUUUCAUUAUCGUCUGUCGAUGGGAAAACGGCUUGUGUAGCAAUAGAUGGCGGGUUGGUGAUGAACAACCCGUCUUCGAUUGCUAUUACUCAUGUGUUACAUAAUAAACGAGAGUUUGAGUCGGUUAGUGGCGUGGAAGACCUCAUGGUUUUGUCUAUAGGUAAUGGUUUAAACAUAUCGUCUAGACCGAAACUGGAUAGUCGUGGUAGAUGUGACAAAUCGGCCGUUGUGGGAAUCGUUCUCGAUGGUGUAUCGGAAACCAUCGACCAAAUGUUGGCUAACUCCUUUUGUUGGAACCACGCCGAUUACGUCAGAAUUCAGUCGAACUGUUACAUAAAUGGGAACGUGGGACCGAAAAUGGAGCAAGUAUUGAUGGAAAAAGGGGUUGAAACGUUGCCAUUUGGUGCUAAACGGUUACUAACGGAGACCAACGGAAAAAGAAUUGAAAACUUUGUGCAACGAGUUGUAUCUUCACGAAGAAAUAGCUUGCCACCAAGUCCUUGUAAGGAUGCCGCCGUUAGUCCCAUUGUUUAUGGGCGUUAAGUGCUCCGUUAAGUUUAACUAUCUCAGUUAAAAGGCAUCA
Erigeron canadensis is the source of this 1259-nucleotide messenger RNA. Its product is annotated as probable inactive patatin-like protein 9. Lineage: Eukaryota; Viridiplantae; Streptophyta; Magnoliopsida; Asterales; Asteraceae. The record is from RefSeq and is a predicted model, not a curated record. The coding region runs from base 65 to 1219 and encodes 384 amino acids. The transcript has 2 exons. Gene Ontology annotation, biological process: lipid metabolic process.